Messenger RNA from Rubroshorea leprosula, 2594 nucleotides. The record is from the annotation of a GenBank genome assembly. Lineage: Eukaryota; Viridiplantae; Streptophyta; Magnoliopsida; Malvales; Dipterocarpaceae.
CCUUCCUUCAUCUUUGUUGCUUCCAGGUAGAGUUCAAUUUUUUCACAAGAUCUGUUGUGCAUUGCUGAUUAUCCCUAAACAAAGAGAAAAAAAAAUGAAACCUUUAGCCUUUAGUGUUGCUGAUGUGAUGCUCUCCGCCCUCAUCAGUUUUAUUUCUGAUCGAUUGUCGGCUUCCGAGUUUCUCAACUUUGCUCGAAAGGAGCAGUUUUUGUUCCAACUCAACGUGUGGGAGAAUCUUCUGCCCAAAAUCAAUGCCCUGCUCCAUGACGCACUGCAAAGCCACAACGCCAGUCAUGGCCUCAGACUCUGGCUCUCUGAUUUAAGAGACCUUGCUUACGAUGCUGAAGACAUCAUUGAUGAAAUUGACACCCAAUUUGGCACCACCAGCAAGGACUAUGAAUUUGACAAGAAUGACUUGGUUCUACUAUGGAUGGCUGAGGGGUUAAUACAACAAGCAAAGGGAGAAAAACAAAUGCAAGACAUAGGUCUUACAUAUUUUCAUGAUUUAGUUUCAAUGUCUUUUUUCCAACACUCAAGUAGGAACAGAAAACUAUUUGUUAUGCAUGACCUUAUAAAUGAUGUAGCUCAAUUUGUUGCUGGAGAAAUGUGCCUUCAUUUUGAGGAUACCUUUGAAGACAAGCCGCAUGCAUUUCCCGCAAAGCUUCGUCAUUUGUCAUUCACUUGCCACCAGUAUGAGAUUUCUAAAAGAUUUAAAGCAUUAGAUCACAUGGAGUCUUUACGGACUUUCAUAGCAUUACCAAUGGAUACAUCAUCUCAGGCAGCACAGUAUUACAUAAGUAACAAAGUGUUACAGGAGUUGCUGGCAAAAUUCAGAUACUUAAGAUUACCAGAAUCUGUGGGCAAGCUAUUCAACUUACAAACACUUUUAUUGCGAGGCUACAGGAAGCUUACUAAGCUGCCACAAGGGGAGCUUUCUAUUACUGGAUUGGAAAAUGUGGUGAAUGUUCGAGAUGCUAGGGAUGCUAAUCUAAUGGACAAGCAUGGUAUUGAUGGCUUAUAUUUGAAAUGGGGUAGUGAGUUCCUUGAUCACCAAAAGGAAGAAGGAGAUCCCUCUUUCACUAAUAUUGUGCACAUGAGCCUCAAUAACUGCAGUAAAAGCAUGUCACUUCCAUCACUUGGGAGACUGCCAUUAUUGAAGAAGUUGUUCAUUCGAGGCAUGAAUGGAGUCAAGAAGGUGGGUCUUGAGUUUUAUGGAGAUGGUUUGCCUUCUACUGAGAGGUUUCUGUCAUUGGAAAUUUUGUGGUUUCACAAUAUGUUAGAAUGGGAACAUUGGUCUUCCACUCAUAAAGGUGAUGAAGAUUUAGCUGAUGAAUUUCCUUCUCUUCAUGAGCUCUUGAUACAAAAUUGUCCGAAGCUAGCUGGGGGCUUACCAAGAUGCCUUCCUUCCCUUGUGAAGCUUAUCAUUAGUCGCUGCCCAAAGGACCUUGCAUGCCUGCCACAAGAGAUGCUAGAGUCUCUAGGUGCACUUCAAACCUUUGAUGUUCCAGAUGAUAAGUGUCUGCUUCCUCCAACUCUGACUUCUAUAGUCAUUUCCAAACUCAACAAUAUGGAAUCUCUAUCCACAGAACUGCAAAACCUGACCUCUCUUGAAGGGCUAGAAGUCAGUGAUUGUCCAAAGCUUCAUGAGUUGCCAAGGGAAGGAAUGCUUGCAAAACUUGGAAAACUUUGUACCAGAAACUGUCAACUUCUACAACAAUGCUUAGAGAAGAAAGUGGCAUAUUGGCCAUUGAAAGCCGCAUCCCUUGCAUAGAAAUAGAAUGGUAAUCUCUUUAUGUUUUCAGUUAUGUUAGAAAAACUCUUGUUGGACUACUUAAUCCUUGUUGUAAUGGACUUUGCACUGCAUUGGCAGAUUGAAUUCAAAAAAGACCCAGCAGUCAACUGUUGCAAGUGAGCUGUUUUUGGUAUCAAAUUGUGGGAGGCCGGUGGUGAUGGAUUCAAGGAGGAGGAGGAGAACCGGGGAGCCCUUUACCUUUGCUCAGAGCUACUGCAAGCUCAAUGGCUGGAUUAUGAAUGUAUUUCAACGUCAAAUUGGUCACACAGUAUCUUAAUGUUAAAUUGGUUACAUAGAUUUCUUAUUUUUUUGACUCAUGCAGAUUUAAACACAUUUUCUCCAUCGAACUCGGUGUUGCAGCACACCACAUACAGAGGGAAUAAAACACUUUUUAGCUUGAACUCUGUUUCAUGGUCCUGCUAUACUUGUAUUCGAGAUAAUCUAUCUUCUUUUUUACCUCCAACGCUUAACAGGAUUGUGGCAUCAUUAUGUUAAUGUUAAUUGGUUACAUAGAUUUCUUAUAUUCUUGACUCAUGCAGAUUUAAACACAUUUUCUCCAUCAAACUCGAUCGGUUUUACAGCACACUAAAUACAGAGGGAAUAUCGAAGGCUUUUGAGAUACAGAAGGAACGAAUUUUCUCCAUCAAACUCUGGUUUAUGCUUUUGUAUCAUUCUAACAUAUGUUUCAUUGGCCGAGCCCCUGCCUGCAUCAUUCUCAUUUGUUCUCCAUUUUCUUGUUGUCUUGUAGUUGCUUAUUUUCUCUUGCCUUUGUGCUGUUAUUAUAGCUCAUUGAAGAGUGUUU